UUUCUUCAAGAUCUAGUGAAACGUGAAAAAGGGUAUCACGGGAGCAAGGAGAAAAGUUUGGACCGGAAUAUUUAAGGAAUCGUAAUCUGUGGACUCGGUAUCCUUUCGCGAAGGGUUCCAUGUGAAGUUGAGACAAAAUGGAACCAGUUUCCAUAGAAGAGGGUGCUUCGCAUUCACGGGAUGCAACAAAAUACAGUGUCUGUGCGGCUGUCACAACAGCAGUCAUUCUGAUCCUCUCUGCGAUAGGUGCCGCCCUCUGCGGUGGCAUAGUAUACAUUCCGCUUAAGAUGUUGUAUCCGCCCAGUGCUUAUCAGAUCAUUGCUUUCAUUGAAAGUGGGGUGUACCUAAUAACUGCCCUUCUCGGAUUUGCCUCAAUGACGAAAUUGAGAUGCAUGAUUCUGGCUUAUAUGAUUUCCUGCGUCUUAUGCAUCUGUGUCAGCCUGGCAGGACUUGGAAGGUACUGCUAUGACAUCUUUGUGUUCUCACAGCUUGGACUCUUUGGAGAUUGCGGUGGAGGGUGUUUGUUCGUCACCGUACCUAUUUGCGUGCUAGCCGUUAUUAGUCUGAUCGGAUUCGUCACAUCGCUUGUUGGGUCGAUCUAUUGUUGCAAAGGGGUGUGCUCACCGUCAGAUAAAAAGACGUCAUCAAAUAUGACGGGCAUGGACCGAGUCCGAAUUCCGCGGCCUCAAACGUCAUAGCAACUUCGUUCACCGAUUGUGUAGAUGGCCGGGGGGGGGGGUCAUAUGACUGCCUCUAUUUCAAAGAUUAUUCGAUGAGUUGUAAAUCAAGUACAUUUUAAUAUCAAGUUUGUUGUGAUAAUACAGAGAAAUUUAGAAAAUAAAAAGUUGAUGAAUACUUGAAUGAAAUGUAUUUAAUAGUAACACAGCUAUGGCUUUGUAUCGAGUAAUAUCACGGGUAGGCAGCUGCUCCUUCAUUAAUAUAUAGUCCAGAAAUUGCCAUGUUUGUAAUCACUCUUGGUGACUGCGAAAUAUUUAUCUUGCGAACAUUGGCGAAGCACAUUUAAAAUUGGUCUGACGAAAACGCAAAAGUAUACGGUGUCGCAAACUGUAUGUCUUAAAAGCCACUUCUUUCUUUGUUUUAUUCUUCAGUUCAUGAAUAUUUGAAAACCACAAAUAUUCUCUCUUUUUUCGUUGGUAUUAUUGCUUAUACAAAAAGUAACUUAAAAUCUAGUCCAGUCCUGAUAUAUGGAUGAUUUGCAAUUUCACAUUGUUUUAAUUGUUCGCCAUGCCCAAAGCAUGCACGUGUUUCAAGGCCACUCUCGAUGGUUAACAUCUAUAUAUGUUCAUUAAAGACAGGCCUACUUUAUUUCU
This is a messenger RNA of Lytechinus variegatus (green sea urchin), 1331 nucleotides long. RefSeq lists its product as uncharacterized. The record is from RefSeq and is a predicted model, not a curated record. The transcript is spliced from 7 exons. The coding region runs from base 138 to 698 and encodes 186 amino acids. Lineage: Eukaryota; Metazoa; Echinodermata; Echinoidea; Temnopleuroida; Toxopneustidae.